GCUAGGCAAAGAGGUCUCAGUUUAAAUCGUCAUCCAAACACUUUCCAAACAUCAUCACCCAACAAUUCUCAUUAUUCUUAUCACUCAUUCCACUUAAUUCCCAUUGAAUUUUAUCGCCGACAAAUACAAACACUAAUCAUCAGUUAAUGACCAUAAGUCAAUUUGUGAAUGAUAAUGAAAAUUUAGUGACAAGUAAUUACCCGAAUGAUAAAGUGCUGUGGAAUUUGGGGGCUUAAUGAGAAGUGAAUAAUCGAACAGUUGAGGGUUUUGUAACAAGACUGAGUGUCAACGUUCUACGAGGAUGACAGUGUUAAGGAUGACGAGCUCUCCUGUGACACCUCCGUCAACGAGUCCUGCAUCACCAGAACAGGCGCAAGCACCUGUUCCAACAUCUCGACCAAAUCAACAGCGAUUGAGUUUCUCAGUGGCAGCACUGCUGGCUGACACCAAGAAACCGAAGACAGAAGUGUCAAAUGCAUCAACAGUGUAUCCAUCUCCAAGCUCAUCACCAGUCACCAGUGCAUAUUCACCAGUUGCCAGUCGUCAAUACAGGAAUCAGAGUCCUGAUGCCUCGGAGAAUGUCAGUUACACGUUAUCACAGUCACCUACGAGAGUCUGUGACACAAGAACUGCCAGUUCACCCCCAAAGUUCACGGAGACGAGUCAUUCGAUAUCUAGUAUGCUGACAUCGUCACCAAAUCCAUCAACGAAUCUGCAGGACUAUGGCUCACAUUCGCCGAGAAGUUCGCACGAUGGUGCAAGAUCAAGAUGUUCUGAAUUGGAUAUGGAGGAUGAUGAGGAAGGAAGUCUUGUUGACGUUGAAGACUUGGAGCAGCAGGGAACAACAAGUAGUCCAAAUCCAGUGAGACCAAUGCCAGCUUAUGUCGGUGGUUUCUCGACGUUAGGCUCGUUAGCUGGACUCCCUGGGGGAUUUCAUCCAGCAUCGGUAUGGGGUGGUAGUGUCCAGCACAGAUCAGCCGUUGCUAUUGCAGCAGCAGCUGCUGCUGCCAGCUAUUUUCCAUCACACUUUGCUCAUCAUGCACCACUAAACGAGAACGGUGAGCCAGCCAAAAUCAAGUGCAAUCUCAGGAAGCACAAGCCCAACAGAAAGCCAAGAACACCUUUUACAACGCAACAGCUUGUGGCUUUGGAGAAGAAAUUCAGGGAGAGGCAGUAUCUCAGUGUUGCUGAGCGUGCUGAAUUCUCGUCGUCGUUACAUCUCACUGAGACACAGGUAAAGAUAUGGUUUCAAAAUCGCAGAGCCAAGGCGAAGCGCCUGCAAGAGGCAGAAAUUGAGAAAUUAAGAAUGUCAGCGGUUAGACAGCAUCACAAUUCACUUUAUGGAGCUCAUCAUGGUCUGCUCGGGCCAGCAGCGCUGUAUCCCGUCGGUAUGCUGUCUCAUUCAGCUGGCAUGGCCCCACAUCAUUCAGUGCAAUCUCAUCAAGGGAGAGAAUGAAAAUGUCAUUUGAUUAGUUCACUUGAUCUCCUUCAGCAAAGAGGCGUCAUCAGCUGUUAGUACAUUAGCAAAAACUUGAGGAAUUUAUGAUUCGUCAUUUAUUCUUUACUUUUCUUUCAUUCCAAUUGAGAUUGAGAAGGACAAGACAGCAGCACUGAUACAGUGAGGGGUAUGAUGUCUCUUGAAUGACGUGAAUUAAGAGAUGAAAUUGGAUCCGGUGUAUGGUGAUAAGUGCUGGAUAAUCGACGGUUCUGAAGAGUCAUUAUUUUUGUACAUAUUUCGAUGUAAAUAACAUAAAAUGAGAGGAGAUUAUCGAUUCUGUCAAGCAGUUUGUAAAUAUGUGAGGCUCCAGCCUGGAGAUUGCCAAAAUCAAUUGAAAAGAAAAUUUGUCAAACAUCACACUUUCCUGCCCUGUUUAUUUUAUAAAUGCCCUUUUAAUAUGAUUCAUUUUGUAUAAUAUGUACAAGUCGUUAGCACGUAAAAUCGAGAAAUAACCUAUUUAAAUAAAAUCCUAA
This is a messenger RNA of Diachasma alloeum, 1971 nucleotides long. It is a transcript of the gene Dr, whose product is annotated as homeobox protein MSX-2. Gene Ontology annotation, molecular function: DNA-binding transcription factor activity, RNA polymerase II-specific; RNA polymerase II transcription regulatory region sequence-specific DNA binding. Gene Ontology annotation, biological process: embryonic morphogenesis; regulation of transcription by RNA polymerase II. Gene Ontology annotation, cellular component: nucleus. The transcript has 3 exons. NCBI's taxonomy places the organism in Eukaryota, Metazoa, Arthropoda, Insecta, Hymenoptera, Braconidae. The record is from RefSeq and is a predicted model, not a curated record. Bases 302 to 1456 code for a protein of 384 amino acids.